Molecule: messenger RNA, 3336 nt
Organism: Hyla sarda
Lineage: Eukaryota; Metazoa; Chordata; Amphibia; Anura; Hylidae
Product: sarcoplasmic reticulum histidine-rich calcium-binding protein-like
Exons: 4
Coding region: 1-3336 (1111 amino acids)
Source: RefSeq, a predicted model, not a curated record
AUGGACAUGGAUGACAGGAAAGUGGAAAAAGAGGAAAAGAACAGGUAUGAAGAGGACAAGCACAGGUAUGAAGAGGACAGGCACAGGUAUGAAGAGGACAAGCACAGGUAUGAAGAGGACAAGCACAGGUAUGAAGAGGACAAGCACAGGUAUGAAGAGGACAGGCACAGGUAUGAAGAGGACAAGAACAGGUAUGAAGAGGACAAGCACAGGUAUGAAGAGGACAGGCACAGGUAUGAAGAGGACAGGCACAGGUAUGAAGAGGACAAGCACAGGUAUGAAGAGGACAGGCACCGGUAUAAAGAGGACAAACACAGGUAUGAAGAGGACAGGCACAGGUAUGAAGAGGACAAGCACAGGUAUGAAGAGGACAGGCACAGGUAUGAAGAGGACAAGCACAGGUAUGAAGAGGACAGGCAUAAGUAUGAAGAGGACAAGCACAGGUAUGAAGAGGACAAGCACAGGUAUGAAGAGGACAAUCACAGCUAUGAAGAGAACAAGCACAGGUAUGAAGACGACAGGCACAGGUAUGAAGAGGACAAGCACAGGUAUGAAGAGGACAAGAACAGGUAUGAAGAGGACCGGCACAGGUAUGAAGAGGACAGGCACAGAUAUGAAGAGGACAAGAACAGGUAUGAAGAGGACAGGCACAGGUAUGAAGAGGACAGGCACAGGUAUGAAGAGGACAAGAACAGGUAUGAAGAGGACAGGCACAGGUAUGAAGAGGACAAGCACAGGUGUGAAGAGAACAAGCACAGGUAUGAAGAGGACAACCACAGGUAUGAAGAGGAUAGGCACAGGUAUGAAGAGGACAAGAACAGGUAUAAAGAGGACAAGCACAGGUAUGAAGAGGACAAGCACAGGUGUGAAGAGAACAAGCACAGGUAUGAAGAGGACAAGCACAGGUAUGAAGAGGACAACCACAGGUAUGAAGAGGACAACCACAGGUAUGAAGAGGACAACCACAGGUAUGAAGAGGACAACCACAGGUAUGAAGAGGACAGGCACAGGUAUAAAGAGGACAACCACAGGUAUGAAGAGGACAAGAACAGGUAUGAAGAGGACAAGCACAGAUAUGAAGAGGACAACCACAGGUAUGAAGAGGACAGGCACAGGUAUAAAGAGGACAACCACAGGUAUGAAGAGGACAAGAACAGGUAUGAAGAGAACAGGCACAGGUAUGAAGAGGACAAGCACAGAUAUGAAGAGGACAACCACAGGUAUGAAGAGGACAGGCACAGGUAUGAAGAGGACAAGCACAGGUAUGAAGAGGACAGGCACCGGUAUGAAGAGGACAAACACAGGUAUGAAGAGGACAGGCACAGGUAUGAAGAGGACAAGCACAGGUAUGAAGAGGACAGGCACAGGUAUGAAGAGGACAAGCACAGGUAUGAAGAGGACAGGCAUAAGUAUGAAGAGGACAAGCACAGGUAUGAAGAGGACAAUCACAGGUAUGAAGAGGACAAUCACAGCUAUGAAGAGAACAAGCACAGGUAUGAAGACGACAGGCACAGGUAUGAAGAGGACAAGCACAGGUAUGAAGAGGACAAGAACAGGUAUGAAGAGGACCGGCACAGGUAUGAAGAGGACAGGCACAGGUAUGAAGAGGACAAGAACAGGUAUGAAGAGGACAGGCACAGGUAUGAAGAGGACAAGAACAGGUAUGAAGAGGACAGGCACAGGUAUGAAGAGGACAAGAACAGGUAUAAAGAGGACAAGCACAGGUAUGAAGAGGACAAGCACAGGUGUGAAGAGAACAAGCACAGGUAUGAAGAGGACAAGCACAGGUAUGAAGAGGACAACCACAGGUAUGAAGAGGACAACCACAGGUAUGAAGAGGACAACCACAGGUAUGAAGAGGACAGGCACAGGUAUGAAGAGGACAACCACAGGUAUGAAGAGGACAACCACAGGUAUGAAGAGGACAAGCACAGAUAUGAAGAGGACAACCACAGGUAUGAAGAGGACAGGCACAGGUAUAAAGAGGACAACCACAGGUAUGAAGAGGACAAGAACAGGUAUGAAGAGAACAGGCACAGGUAUGAAGAGGACAAGCACAGAUAUGAAGAGGACAACCACAGGUAUGAAGAGGACAGGCACAGGUAUGAAGAGGACAAGCACAGGUAUGAAGAGGACAGGCACCGGUAUGAAGAGGACAAACACAGGUAUGAAGAGGACAGGCACAGGUAUGAAGAGGACAAGCACAGGUAUGAAGAGGACAGGCACAGGUAUGAAGAAGACAAGCACAGGUAUGAAGAGGACAGGCAUAAGUAUGAAGAGGACAAGCACAGGUAUGAAGAGGACAAGCACAGGUAUGAAGAGGACAAUCACAGCUAUGAAGAGAACAAGCACAGGUAUGAAGACGACAGGCACAGGUAUGAAGAGGACAAGCACAGGUAUGAAGAGGACAAGAACAGGUAUGAAGAGGACCGGCACAGGUAUGAAGAGGACAGGCACAGGUAUGAAGAGGACAAGAACAGGUAUGAAGAGGACAGGCACAGGUAUGAAGAGGACAAGAACAGGUAUGAAGAGGACAUGCACAGGUAUGAAGAGGACAAGCACAGGUGUGAAGAGAACAAGCACAGGUAUGAAGAGGACAACCACAGGUAUGAAGAGGACAAGAACAGGUAUGAAGAGGACAAGAACAGGUAUGAAGAGGACAGGCACAGGUAUGAAGAGGACAGGCACAGGUAUGAAGAGGACAGGCACAGGUAUGAAGAGGACAAGAACAGAUAUGAAGAGGACAGGCACAGGUAUGAAGAGGACAAGAACAGGUAUAAAGAGGACAAGCACAGGUAUGAAGAGGACAAGCACAGGUGUGAAGAGAACAAGCACAGGUAUGAAGAGGACAAGCACAGGUAUGAAGAGGACAACCACAGGUAUGAAGAGGACAACCACAGGUAUGAAGAGGACAACCACAGGUAUGAAGAGGACAGGCACAGGUAUGAAGAGGACAACCACAGGUAUGAAGAGGACAACCACAGGUAUGAAGAGGACAAGCACAGAUAUGAAGAGGACAACCACAGGUAUGAAGAGGACAGGCACAGGUAUAAAGAGGACAACCACAGGUAUGAAGAGGACAAGAACAGGUAUGAAGAGAACAGGCACAGGUAUGAAGAGGACAAGCACAGAUAUGAAGAGGACAACCACAGGUAUGAAGAGGACAAGAACAGGUAUGAAGAGAACAGGCACAGGUAUGAAGAGGACAAGCACAGGUAUGAAGAGGACAAGCACAGGUAUGAAGAGGAAAAGCACAGGUAUGAAGAGGACAAUGAUAAGGACAAGAACAGGUAUAAGAAGGACAAGUCAAAGUAUGUAGAGUCUGUCAGCUAUUAG